ACAGAUGUAGAAAAAGGACGAUUUCGUGACAGAUAAAAUAGAAAAAAAAAUAUUCUAUUUCACCUGAAGAAACACAAGACGGAGCGCGGGGCACCGGGCGGCGGCGGGGCGGGGCGGGGCGGGCAGGGCCAAACAGCGCCCGCCGCGCUGCAAUAAACGGGGGCGCCGCGGGGCCGCCCCUGCCCGGUGCUCCCCGUUACACCGCAAUGUCCGAGACCACCCCGGCGGCCGCCGCCAAGAAGCCGAAGAAGGCGGCGAGCGGCUCCAAAGCCCGCAAGCCCGCGGGGCCCAGCGUCACCGAGCUGAUCACCAAGGCCGUGUCCGCCUCCAAGGAGCGCAAGGGGCUCUCCCUCGCCGCGCUCAAGAAGGCGCUGGCCGCCGGCGGCUACGAUGUGGAGAAGAACAACAGCCGCAUCAAGCUGGGGCUCAAGAGCCUCGUCAGCAAGGGCACCCUGGUGCAGACCAAGGGCACCGGCGCCUCCGGCUCCUUCCGUCUCAACAAGAAACCCGGGGAAGUGAAAGAAAAGGCUCUUAAGAAGAAAAAAUAUACAGUAAUCGAGCCCAAGAAGCUGGCGGCUAAGAAGCCCGCCAGCGCUGCCAAGAAGGCAGUGACAGCAAAGAAAAGCUCCAAGAAAGUUAAGCCUGCAGCCAAGAAAGCAGCCAAGAGUCCCAAGGUGACAAAGGCUGUCAGGUCCAAGAAAGGGGUGGCAGCAACGAAGAGCCCGGCUAAGGUGAAGCCGGUGAAGCCCAAGGUAGCCAAGCCGAAAGCGGCUAAGGCAAAAAGGCAGCGCCCAAGAAGUAAGCCCCAUAUGGAAAUAGUCUUGUUUCGCACUUAA
Messenger RNA from Vidua chalybeata, 836 nucleotides. Its product is annotated as histone H1.11L-like. The record is from RefSeq and is a predicted model, not a curated record. Gene Ontology annotation, molecular function: nucleosomal DNA binding; double-stranded DNA binding; structural constituent of chromatin. The transcript has a single exon. Lineage: Eukaryota; Metazoa; Chordata; Aves; Passeriformes; Viduidae. Bases 207 to 836 code for a protein of 209 amino acids. Gene Ontology annotation, cellular component: nucleus; nucleosome. Gene Ontology annotation, biological process: nucleosome assembly; chromosome condensation; negative regulation of DNA recombination.